Messenger RNA from Lactuca virosa, 2319 nucleotides. NCBI's taxonomy places the organism in Eukaryota, Viridiplantae, Streptophyta, Magnoliopsida, Asterales, Asteraceae. The record is from the annotation of a GenBank genome assembly.
AUGGCUCGGAAUUUAUCAAAAUUGGGUAAGAGAUUUGCUUUUGUUCGAUUCAUUAAAGUUAGUGAUUAUAAAAGAUUGGAACGUAGACUGCAUGAAAUUUGGAUGGGAUCGUUUCACUUAUUUGCUUCUAUUGCUCGGUUUAAUCGGGUUGUGAGUAAGUUUGGAGAGGUGAAGUCACAGGGGAAGGCUAAAAAGUUGAAUUCACAAGGGAAUGGUAAACCACAUAAAUCUUUUGAACAUAUGGCGAAUUCUCAGUCACAUGUUAAUGUCCAGAGGGGCUCUUAUGCAAAUGUAGUUAAGGGAGAUUCGGGUGUGAAAGAGGAAAAAAAAAUUGUCCCUGGAGUGUGCUCUUUACAAGGUAAAGAGAUUGAUAACCCCUUGUCCAGGCAGUCUUCAAUUUUUGGUAAAUUGAGAGAUAUCAGAUUGAUACCAAAACUGGGUAUUCUUUUGAAAGAAGAAGGAUUCCUUGAGAAUAUUAUUAAGUAUGUUGCUAGUGAAUGGGUGUUUAUCUCUUUCUUAUCUGAGGAUACUUGUACUCGGUUUAAGAAGUGUGAAGGGGUUAAGUCUUAUUUUUCAGAAUUUAGACCGGUUGUUAAUGGAUUCUAUGUUAAAGAGCGUGCUAUUUGGUUAGAGCUGUUGGGUCUACCUUGUUGUGCUUGGAAUGAUGCUGCUGUUAAAAAGAUAGCUAAUUUUUGGGGUGAUAUUUGCUUUCUUGAAGAAGACGAGAAUGCUCCAUUGGCUGCAAAACGCGUGUGUAUUAAAACUGUGAUCUCCUCUUUAAUUCAUGAUAAGAUUAGGGUGGUGGCACAAGGAAUAGAAUAUGUUGUUACAGUGCGUGAAAUUUCUAACUGGGAACCGGAUUUGAUGGAGGAUGGUGAUAUUGAGUCGGAUAUUCCAGAUCUUUCAGUUGAUGAGGAAGUAGACGUAUGUUUUGAUGAAGAUGAGAUUGAAGGUUUUAAAGAUAAUGAUGGCGACAAGGUGGAGGAGGGGUAUGAAGAUUCUGUCAGUAUGACCAACAUACAUAGUAAAGGUGAUAGAGGUGCCGGGUUUGUGGAUAGAAAAGUGCCGAGAGAUGUUUCUUCGAGUAGGUUGGUUGAAAACGUGGCGCCUAAUGCUCCCAAGACAGCGGUGGAUGAAGUGGAGGGUGAGAAGGUUUCGGAAUCUAUCUCGCCUCCUCCUGGUUUUCAAAGAAAGAAACCUUCUUCUUCCCUGGGAUCCAUCAAGAUGUUGAAAAAGAAAGUCCCAGUAGUGGUUGACGAUAUUGAUGAUGUGUUGAAGCAAUAUAUUGAAAUGGGAGGGCUUCUUGGGAUUCGUUCUUGGAAUGCGGAGACUAAGGCUGCCUCUCAAACUUCUAAUUCUCAGUUAUUAGGUCGAUUGGCGGAUAUUGAUAAGUCUAUUGAUAAUGGUCUUUCUAGUGAAGACAUUAUUCGUGAGAGAAGAAGUAUUCUUGGUGAUUUGGCGAAUUUAGAAAAAGUUAUAUCGCUUGAUGUCGCGCAAAAGGUGAGAUCGACAUGGGCCGUGGAGGGUUAUGGAGGAGGGAUUUGGAAUGCUAUUGUUGGCUCAAUUAAUCAACUCCAUGAAAGGGGUAGUAUCCCGCUUAAUUCUUUGCAUAGGGUUGUUGGUGAUGGGGUUCAUACUAGGUUUUGGAAGGAUGCCUGGUGUUCAGAUAUUCCUUUUAUGAUGAGAUUUGGAAGACUUUUUGCUUUGGCUACCAAUCAAGAUGCUAUGGUUAGUGAGGUCUGGUCUUCAGACGGUUGGAAUUUUCAUUGGAGGCGUGGGAUUAGAGGAGGGGUUGUUUCGGCCCAAUUGGAUCGUCUUGUGGAGAUUUUGUCUCCUAUUUGGUUAGAGGUGUUGCCUGACAAGUGGAUUUGGGAUUUAGAUCCUUCGGUUCAGGUUUGGAGUCGGGUUGCCCAUUGGUUAGAUUUGGAUAUUCAAGAUUUUUCCUCUAUUAGUGCUUUGCUGGAUUGGAUGGAUGUUAGACCUAUUGCUCGUAUGGAGCGGUUGACCUUAAGCCAUCUCACGCCACCUCCUAGUCGGGUCCCACAUACAUUAAAGGUGCAACACUCAAGACCACUCUCACAUCCAGCAAAUGUGCCUUACGCUCCAAUCAUGCAGCGCCACAUUAGCGACGUCCCAUAUGCCUUGGUAGACUGCUCAUUUUCCUCGGUUUUUGUGUUAGUUGACCGUCUAUUUUUCGUGAGACGCAUGCUGAUGCUUCAACAACCCUACAUCACAUCGAUUCCAGCUGGCAUGCAUCUCAACAGAUGUCGGGCCUAUGCAUUUAGUGCAAUCAAUCAAAGGUCUACUCUUGUCCCAUAG